Dufourea novaeangliae is the source of this 4446-nucleotide messenger RNA. It is a transcript of the gene dtn, whose product is annotated as transmembrane protein 132E. The record is from RefSeq and is a predicted model, not a curated record. Lineage: Eukaryota; Metazoa; Arthropoda; Insecta; Hymenoptera; Halictidae. The transcript has 10 exons. The coding region runs from base 1 to 4446 and encodes 1481 amino acids.
AUGGACAGAUUCACGAUCGUGGUCAACAACUGCCAACUCCGUCUUGCCGGCUUGCUCAUGGAUACGUGGAUAUUCUUCUUGUUCGUCGCCAUUGCCGACGUGGCGGCCUCGGUGGAAGUUCACUUCGAGAACAAGGAUGGGGGAUUCUUCUUGAAGCACACACCAAGGCAAUUCUACGCCGCUCAAGGGGAAACCGUCCCGGCAAUAUCUCCAUCGACGGGGACAUCGUCGGCGGGGAAUGGUGUUCCCUCGCCGUCCCCAGACUCGGUCCUCUCGAUAGACAAAUUCACGGUCUUUCAGACGAGCGAGCCGGUCUCCGUUCGUGCGACCUACGGUCCGUUUAGCACCAAACAGACCGUGCCCGCUCGCUAUAUAGUCCCGGAUCCGUUGGAGGCUUUACCGGGACCGGAAACGCGACGAAAUCUCACGGCUGCGACGAUGCUGGACGCCCAAGAACUCGGCGCCCGUCACCUGGACAUGUCGGCUCAUCUGGUCGGGAACAGCGUGCCACGUGACUCGCCGGUGCUAAGAGUGCUCUUUCAUGCCGGAAGCGAGGCAGGCGGAAGGCGUCAGUUGCUUCUGGCUCGACAUCAGAGGGUUUGCGUUGUUCUGCACGCGAGUCUAGCCGCCCCAGCUAGAAGAACAGCCAGUCGAAACAACGGCAGAAGCUACUCCUCCUCUUCCUCCUCCUCUUCCACCUCUUCCUCCAGCUAUUCAUCUUCGUCCUCAGCGUCCGCCUUGACGGCUGCCUGCAGUCCCGACGGAGAGAACGGUGUUUGUCUCGCGCAGAUCACCAUACCAGCCGAUUGGUGGGCACCGUUACCACCACCGGACGCUUCCGGUCGGGUCAAGGUCGCCAAGACACUGCCAAGACUCGUGCAGGUCGCUUACUCGGUGCUCGAACCACGAACCGAAGACGCCGCCGGCGGUGGCGGUUCGACGGACAACGGGGUCGGUUAUUGCAGGCCCAGGGUACAGAUUCAACCUGUCACGCCCCUCGGACAGAUACCGCUCGCGCCGAACCGGGCGGAUUACAAGGAGCUCAAGGCCGAUGACUCGUUGCUGACGUUGCUGGUCCCCCACGGGCCUCUGUAUCCGAGAUCCAGGUUACACGUUCCAGCGUUCCUGCAUCCGUCCAAGCCCUCUGAUCUGAGGCAAGAUAGACCACCGCCGUUGGUCGUCACCGUUUAUCUAAGAGCUCGAGUGAAGUCAGGCGUGAAGAUCUUGGACGCCUCGCCGAGCAAUUCCGACUGGACGGUCGAGACCGACAUAAACGCGAAGAAUACAGUCGCGACGUUCAUCGCGAGGCGAAAGGAGACUGCCUCGCGGCUACCAAGCGCAUCAGCGGAGGAAAUCCUGACGAUGCUUUUGGAAGCCAGCGAGGAAGGGGUGGACGGAAACUGGGACGGCGGCCGUAUCGUGUGGAGCGUGCGUUACACGUUCGAGGGCGAGGAAGACAACGCGUCUCAGUUGAACGGGAUGGAUCAGCUGCAGCAAAGAUUGCAGCAGAGACAGAUGCAGCACCAUCAUCAUCAACACGCCGAAAGACGGAAGCUGCAGGCGCGUCUUGAGAUUCAGAAGGAUGACAUCCAGGCUGUUCUGCCUAUUUCCAAGAACUGGGAGGUGAUGAACACCGCGGUGCUGACAGGCCGACAAGUGUCCCAGGGAAUGAAGGUGUUCAUCGUCAGCCAGGCGGGAACCGUCGCGGACGUCACGCUGCAAUCUUCCUGUCAUUCCGAGGACGAGAGUGUGCUCAAGGUAUCAUCCUCCUGUAGCAGCGUGUACGUGGACGGCACGGAAAUUCGUGGAUCCAGUAACGCUUCUGUUCUGGUCAAAUACGGCACCUACACCGGCCUGGCCAAGUUCACAGUUUGGAUGCCCGAGUUUCCCCUGGAAGUGACCGUCGGUGACACCAGAUUGAGUCAGAUCAAAGGCUGGAAGGUGCCCGAAGAACACGUUGCAAGCGCCAAGAGUAAACGCAGCUUGAACGGAACCGGUUCGCGAAUCAACGAAUCUGCCGCGAAGACAAAGAAGAGGAGUGCCGCGGACUUGGAUGAUUCGGUGGACGACACUUCCAUGGACGUCGAGGAAGCCGACGUGAUACUCGAGGAGGAUGACCAAGAGGAAAGAUUCAGGGGCAACGAUCACAGUUGGGACACGAUUAAUUCCAUAGAAAGGGGGCCGUCGACGAUGUGCAGACUACGUUUCCAGCAGAGUCCGGUCGAGAUUCACGCAAAAUUCUUGGCUACCGGUCACGAUUCCGGCCGAGACUCGUACUUUGUGAACCGUAGAACUUGGCUACGCGUCACGGACCUGGUGAUGGGUAUGCUCCGAGUCUCGGAUCCGAGAAUAGCCACCCUCUUGCAAGGGAGGAUCGUUCAAGGUCGCGGAGUAGGUAGAACGGAGGUGCAGGUACUCUCGCCUAUUACUGGAAGAGUGAUCGGAGCGAAAGAAGUAAGGGUUGGAAACGAUCGGGUGGCGGUUACCAGGUUGUCCGUCAAGGUCGUGUCGGGCCUGCAGCUGACCAUCAGUCCGGAUUCUGCUAUAGAAAAUGGAUAUAUCGCCGAGACCUCGGUGACCAGGCGACUGACUGCUAAAUAUCAGGAGGGCUUGUUGGACAUUGACGUCGAAUUCUCAGACGGGACGAGGACACCGCUGAGGGAGAUUGCUGUGACCGAUUAUCAUUUAAUGGUGGAGAGCUUGGACCCAGAGGUGGUCGCUUUCGCGCCUAUGGUCGCUUCCCAUCAUCCUCGAGUGAUCGCGGUAGGCGAGGGUCGGGGGGAUUUGUUACGAGUCAAUCUCCAGUUGGCGGACGCUUGUCGUCUGGGCGGCAGGAGGUCCGGUAAAGGAUCUCAAAGGACGACGUCGUCGGCUCUGGCCAGCGCUUCGGCCAACGUCGAGGUGGACUUUGCUUCGAGCGAACUACCAAAUCGGCCUGAGUUUGUGCAGAACGACGGAGGCGGAACGGUCGGCUCCCACCAUCACAGGGAAAGGAAAACCAGCAGGGGGGAGAUGGCGCCAGACAUGCGAGACAUUCUGAUCGGGCUACCGCUGAAAGACGAGAACGGGCACGAGCCUUCGGUGCAGGCACGGCAGCACCGCACGGCUAUAGCUAAUGGCAUGUCUUCAGGAGGAAUGGGCGGCGUCGGUAUACGACACCACGGAGGAGCGAGCAUGAGCCCACUCGAGAUCGGGAUGUACGUCCUCCUGGCGGCCUUCUGUUUCGCUAUUGUUGUCUUCGUCGUCUCCUGCGUGGUCUACGCCAGCAAGUUCAAGCCUCAGCCGCCGGAUUCUCCGCUAGCAGGAGCCGCGCUUCCGGUCCUCUCUGGAGCAGCGCGGGCCAGGGCCGCAGCGAAUCAGCUGGCAUCGGGAAGACGACCACCAAGAGAAUCCACGACAAACGCCCACGAUUGGGUAUGGCUGGGACGAGCCACCCUUGAGAGAGCUGCUUGUGGACCCCAACAGGUACGCGUAACCAGUAAUCCUCUCGCCAAUGAAACCGAUGGAGAUACCAGCGAGGCGGCCACUUGCUUCGAUAAUCCCAAUCACAUCGAGCUGCCAUCUACUGGACAACGCAACAACAGUUCCGGACCCAUCGAUACAAGCACCUAUUGCAAGAGGGACAAGCUUCCGAGGAACAGUUUCGUUUCUAAAUCGGCGGCGAAAGCAUCGGUCGCUGUAACAACGACUACAGUGACCACUCCAGCCUCUAUGGCAACGUCCACCGUUACCACAUCGCGAAACGAUAACGACGAUAUUCCACCACCCCUACCGCCGCACGGGGUGCCAGUUUCAACAGGCGCGAAUACAACAGCGGCUACGAUCGCCACCUCCACGAACAACAACGGGAACGAGGACUACAAACCACCAGUCCCGCCGCACAGGAAUACGGGGGUGAUCGUGCGGUUGCCGGAAACACCGAGGAAACAUCGUCACAGGGCGUCGAGCGGCAGCGCGCCUGGCAGUCAUCACGGGAAUAAACAGCGGCAUAGUAAGCAGAUCCAUCAUAUCAAGCCAUCACACGGUAAAGCUAGAGUAGGUAGUCCAAAAGAGAACGGCGCGGAGGAGGAGGAGUUCGUCGAACUAGUGACUCACGAUGACAACAGGCACUCGAAGGACGCGAGAGCCAGAGAGGUGAAGAGGGCGACGAUAGUUGGUAAUCCAAUGUUCUCGUCGUUCUCGACCACAGCAGUCGCCUCAUCGAUGAACGUGUCCAGCCCGACGGUGGCCUCAUCGUCCUCGUCGCCACCUAACUCGUCGCCGUCCUCCUCAUCGGCCGCCUCGUCCUCUUCCUCCUCCUCCUCCUCUUCCUCCACCUCCCCCUCCUCGUCCGUUUCCUCGUCCCAGGAGCAGGAAGAGCCGGUGGCGUUGGACGACCUGAACCUGGGCAUGGACUACAAUCAAAUCAUGCAGUACUUCGACAACCUGAAGGAGUCGAAUGCCUAG